Messenger RNA from Lepus europaeus (European hare), 2288 nucleotides. RefSeq names its product notchless homolog 1 (gene NLE1). The transcript is spliced from 13 exons. Gene Ontology annotation, biological process: ribosomal large subunit assembly; Notch signaling pathway. NCBI's taxonomy places the organism in Eukaryota, Metazoa, Chordata, Mammalia, Lagomorpha, Leporidae. Gene Ontology annotation, molecular function: protein binding. The record is from RefSeq and is a predicted model, not a curated record. The coding region runs from base 1 to 1458 and encodes 485 amino acids. Gene Ontology annotation, cellular component: nucleolus.
AUGGCGGCGGCGGCGGCGGAGGAGGCGGCGGCGCACGACGUGCAGCGGCUGCUGGUGCAGUUCCAGGAUGAGAGCGGGCAGCUGCUGGGCGCCCCGUUCGACGUGCCCGUGGACAUCACCCCGGACCGGCUGCAGCUUGUGUGCAACGCGCUGCUGGCCCAGGAGGAGCCUCUGCCACUGGCUUUCUAUGUCCACGAUGCCGAGAUCGUGUCCUCGCUGGGGAAGACGCUGGAGUCCCAGGCAGUGGAGACGGAGAAGGUGCUGGACAUCAUCUACCAGCCGCAGGCCAUCUUCAGAGUCCGCGCCGUGACCCGCUGCACCAGCUCCUUAGAGGGGCACAGUGAAGCGGUCAUUUCUGUGGCCUUCAGUCCCACAGGAAAGUACCUGGCCAGCGGCUCUGGAGACACCACUGUGCGCUUCUGGGAUCUCAGCACAGAGACACCACAUUUCACAUGCAAGGGACACAGACACUGGGUCCUUAGCAUAGCUUGGUCCCCAGAUGGCAAGAAGCUGGCCUCCGGCUGCAAGAAUGGCCAGAUUCUCCUGUGGGACCCCAGCACAGGGAAGCAGGUGGGCAGGGCCCUCGUCGGCCACAGCAAGUGGAUCACAGGCCUGAGCUGGGAGCCCCUCCACGUGAACCCCGAGUGCCGCUAUGUGGCCAGCAGCUCCAAGGACGGCAGCGUGCGGGUCUGGGACACAGCGGCGGGCCGCUGUGAGCGCAUCCUGACGGGGCACACGCAGUCGGUCACCUGUCUCCGGUGGGGAGGGGACGGGCUCCUCUACUCUGCCUCCCAGGACCGCACCAUCAAAGUCUGGAGGGCACAUGACGGUGUGCUGUGCCGGACUCUGCAAGGCCACGGCCACUGGGUGAACACCAUGGCGCUCAGCACUGACUACGCCCUGCGCACAGGGGCCUUCGAGCCGGCUGAGGCCACAGUUAAUGCCCAAGACCUGCAGGGGUCCUUGCAGGAGUGGAAGGAGAGGGCGCUGAGUCGCUACAACCUUGUGCGGGGCCAGAGCCCCGAGAGGCUGGUGUCUGGCUCCGACGACUUCACCCUUUUCCUGUGGUCCCCAGCAGAGGACAAGAAGCCCCUUGCACGGAUGACGGGACACCAGGCCCUCAUCAACCAGGUGCUCUUCUCUCCAGACUCGCGCGUCGUGGCCAGCGCCUCCUUCGACAAGUCCAUCAAGCUGUGGGAUGGCAGGACGGGCAAGUACCUGGCUUCCCUGCGUGGCCAUGUGGCUGCCGUGUACCAGAUUGCGUGGUCAGCGGACAGCCGGCUGCUGGUGAGCGGCAGCAGCGACAGCACGCUGAAGGUGUGGGAUGUGAAGGCCCAGAAGCUGGCCACAGACCUGCCAGGCCAUGCCGAUGAGGUGUAUGCUGUCGACUGGAGCCCAGAUGGCCAGAGAGUGGCCAGUGGUGGGAAGGACAAGUGCCUCCGGAUAUGGAGGAGAUGAGAAGCCCUGCAUCUCUCAGUCCUCCCUGGGCUCGGGCUCGGCCAGCUGCCUGCUCUGCAGAGAACACACCCUCCUCACCAGGGGUGACCUGCUGCCCGCCACAGAGCCUGCUGGCUCUCGCCACAGGUCCCCUGCCUGGGAUACGGCUGGGGGCCCCUCUGGGUACCUGGCUGGCUAGCGCUGGCAGGGAGAGGGGAGGCUAGUCUCUGACGGGGCCUCGGCUGCUGCCCCUGCCUCCAGAGUGCCAGCUCUGGUCAGGGUCAAACUGCAGGUGUGUGACCAAAUAAAUAACUUCUAUUUUGUGUGUUUGGGCUACAACUCCUUGUUCUAGAAUCCCAGGCUCAGCCAGAGACUGUGCAAAAUCUGGCCCACUCCCUUGCACUGGAUGAGGCCAAAACCAAGCUGACCAGGAAGAUGCCUUUCCUCCUUUUCCUUCGUGCCUCAGAGGUCAGUGUGACAGUGGCCAGAGGAUAAGCCAGGGCUGUGCUGUCCACUACGGAAGGCACUGGCCACACGUGGCCAUUUCUGUUAGCCAGAAUUCAGCACGGAAUCCUGGGGUCUCGGUCCUGCCAGAGGCUCCGGUACUGGAUGGCACAGAUAAAGGUUUCCUAGGGCAGGUGUUUGGAAGCUGUUUGGGAGGCCUGUGUCCCAUAUCUGAGUGCCUGUUUCAAGUCUCGGCUCCAUUGGCCAUCCCAGCUCCCUGCUAACGUGCACCCUGUGGGAAGCACAGGUGAUGGCUCAAGCACUUGGGUCCCCACCACCCAUGUGAGAGACCUGGAUGGGGCCCCAGGCUAAGAUCUCAUUCUCUCUCCCUCCCUCUGCCUUUCAAA